Messenger RNA from Protobothrops mucrosquamatus (brown spotted pit viper), 2406 nucleotides. Its product is annotated as diacylglycerol kinase beta. Bases 1 to 2406 code for a protein of 801 amino acids. Gene Ontology annotation, biological process: lipid phosphorylation; intracellular signal transduction; diacylglycerol metabolic process. Gene Ontology annotation, molecular function: ATP-dependent diacylglycerol kinase activity; calcium ion binding. NCBI's taxonomy places the organism in Eukaryota, Metazoa, Chordata, Lepidosauria, Squamata, Viperidae. The transcript is spliced from 25 exons. The record is from RefSeq and is a predicted model, not a curated record. Gene Ontology annotation, cellular component: plasma membrane.
AUGAUGAACCAGGAGGAGUGGGCUAACCUGAGUCCCUCGGAGUUUUCUCAGCUUCAAAAAUAUGCAGAAUAUUCAACAAAGAAAAUUAAAGAUGUUUUAGAAGAAUUCCAUGGCAAUGGUGUGCUAGCAAAAUAUAAUCCUGAAGGGAAGCAAGAUAUUCUUAAACAAACAAUUGAUUUAGAAGGUUUCAAGUUAUUUAUGAAGAUCUUUCUUGAGGCUGAUUUACCACAUGAAUUUUGUGAACAUCUCUUUAUAUCUUUUGGAAACAAAGUUCCUUACAGCAGUCCGUUGGAAAAGAAUAAAUCACCAUUCCUUUCAGGAGGUUUGAGAAUUGCUAAAAGCAUAACUACACGUCCUCAACAUCUUUCCACAAUGCACACACCAGAAAUAAUCCAGUUGAAAGAUAUUGUUUGUUAUCUUUCCCUUCUUGAAAGAGGGAGACCUGAAGACAAACUAGAAUUUAUGUUUCGCUUGUAUGACACAGAUGGAAACGGCUACCUGGACAGUUCGGAACUUGAAAACAUCAUUACUCAAAUGAUGCAUGUGGCAGAAUAUCUUGAAUGGGAUGUCACUGAACUCAGUCCAAUUCUUCAUGAGAUGAUGGAAGAAAUUGAUUAUGAUCACGAUGGCACAGUUUCCUUGGAAGAAUGGAUCCAGGGGGGAAUGACUACGAUCCCACUUUUAGUGUUGCUUGGAUUAGAGAAUAAUGUGAAGGAUGAUGGGCAGCAUGUAUGGAGACUAAAACACUUUAACAAGCCUGCCUACUGUAAUCUGUGUUUGAAUAUGCUCAUAGGAUUAGGCAAACAGGGUCUCUCUUGUUCAUUUUGCAAGUACACUGUCCAUGAGCGAUGUGUCUCAAGAGCACCAGCAUCUUGUAUCAAAACAUAUGUGAAAUCAAAAAAGAAUACUGAAAUUAUGCAUCACUUUUGGGUGGAAGGAAAUUGUCCAACAAAAUGUGAUAAAUGUCAUAAAACUAUUAAAUGUUACCAAGGAUUGACUGGGUUACAUUGUGUAUGGUGCCAAACCACACUACAUAAUAAGUGUGCUUCACAUCUAAAGCCUGAAUGUGAUUGUGGCAUUCUGAAGGAUCACAUUCUACCUCCCACCUCAAUCUGUCCAGUAGUACUGACUCUACCCCCUUUAGGAGUUUCACUUCCUGAGGAACGCCAAGCAACAAUGAAAAAAGAAAGAAGUAGCUGUCAGCAAACAAACAAACUAGCUGAUCGAAACAAGAUGCAGAGAGCAAAUUCUCUCACUAUUGAUGGUCAAGGCCUUCAGAUCACACCAGCUUCAGGUACUCAUCCACUUCUAGUUUUUGUUAACCCUAAAAGUGGAGGAAAACAAGGAGAAAGAAUUUAUAGGAAAUUUCAGUAUCUUCUGAAUCCUCGUCAGGUUUACAGUCUUGCAGGAAAUGGACCAAUGCCAGGAUUAAAUUUUUUUCGAGAUGUUUCUGACUUUAGAGUAUUGGCAUGUGGUGGUGAUGGAACAGUAGGUUGGAUUUUGGACUGCAUAGAAAAAGCAAAUUUGAUUAAGCAUCCUCCUGUUGCUAUUCUCCCUCUUGGAACGGGGAAUGAUUUAGCCAGAUGUCUGAGAUGGGGAGGAGGAUAUGAAGGGGAAAAUCUUCUCAAGAUUUUAAAAGAUAUUGAGAACAGUACUGAAAUCUUACUGGACAGGUGGAAAUUUGAAGUCAUACCUAAUGAUAAAGAUGAAAAAGGAGAUCCCGUGCCUUACAGCAUCAUCAAUAAUUACUUUUCAAUUGGAGUGGAUGCUUCAAUUGCUCACAGAUUUCACAUUAUGCGAGAAAAACAUCCAGAAAAGUUCAAUAGCAGAAUGAAGAAUAAAUUUUGGUAUUUUGAAUUCGGCACUUCUGAAACUUUCUCUGCCACCUGCAAAAAGUUGCAUGAAUCUCUGGAAAUAGAAUGUGAUGGAAUUCAGAUAGAUCUGAAUAAUAUUUCUCUGGAAGGAAUUGCUAUUUUGAACAUUCCAAGCAUGCAUGGAGGAUCAAAUCUUUGGGGUGAGACCAAGAAAAGGCGAAGCCAUCGUCGAUUUGAAAAAAAUAGGCCAGAUAAAAGGAUCACUGUUACAGAUGCUAAGGAAUUGAAGUUUGCAUGCCAAGACCUAAGUGAUCAGUUGGUAGAAGUGGUUGGCCUGGAAGGAGCCAUGGAAAUGGGACAAAUAUAUACUGGAUUGAAAAGUGCAGGAAGACGCCUUUCUCAGUGUUCUUCUGUUUUCAUUAGGACUAGCAAAUCUUUGCCUAUGCAGAUUGAUGGGGAGCCAUGGUUGCAAACACCUUGUAAGAUAAAAAUUACCCACAAGAAUCAAGCUCCAGUUCUGAUGGGGCCUCCUCCGAAAACUGGCCUCUUCUCUUCCAUCAUUAAGAGAACAAGGAACUACAGCAAAGAGUAG